AUGUCAGAGAUUAAUAAAAAAGUUAUGGAAGAUAUUAUUGAAGUGUCAAGCUCAACUGAAACUGAAAAUUCCGAAGACGCCGUUGCUGACGCCGAAAUGCAGCUUGAUGUUGAAGGUGUUGAAUACAAAAGAAUAAAAAAAACUGAUCAAGAAAUCCAAGAAGAGGUUAAUGUCGAACAAGUUGAUGAAAAAAUGAUUGAAGUGAAUUUAUUCAUCAAUGCCGCUCCAGAGAUCAUUCAGGUACCGUACAAGUUAACAAUUGGUGAAUUAAAAACUGAAAUAAAUAAAAAAGUCAAUGUUGAUUUUGAUCAACACCGCUGGGUCGUCGGUCAGCUGCUGCCGGCUGAUGAAUUGAUGACACUGGAAGCGCUUCAGGUUUCACCCAUUCCAAGAUCGAUUUCAUUGUUUCGACUAAGUAAUAAUUUGAAGCCUGUUGAAGCUGAUAAAAAUGUAGUCGACAAAAUGAUUCAGAAUCAGUACGCGGAAGAUAAUCAUCUUGAUAACUUGGUUAUUGUUGAAGGAGAGCGUGACUGUUUUGAAGUAGGAGAAGCUUGUGCUUUACCAGAACCAGAAAUCACUAAAAUAAAAAAAGAUGAUUCCGAGUACAAAGAAUUAAUCAAGCUGGAGGAAUAUGAGGCUGUCCCGAAUUUAAACGUCUUUGAAUGUCCAAUUUGCUUCGUUUUUUAUGAACCGUUUCAAGGGGUUGUUUUGCGAGAUUGUUUGCAUUCUUUUUGCAGAGAAUGUAUUGAGAGAAAUGUUAAGUUAAACGAUGAUUUUGAAGUUAAGUGUCCAUUCGCUGAUGGUACUUAUGCAUGCCAAUCAAUUUUACAAGAAAGAGAAAUUAAAGCACUUUUGGGAAAAGAUUUGUACGACAAACAUUUGGAAAAGUCACUGAAGCAUGCCGCAUUGACAAGCCCAGAAUCAUUUAAUUGUCGAACAGCUGAUUGUGAUUACUGGUGCCUGCGCCGUACUUGCUUUGAAUACCAGGACGACCUCGUAAUUGCAAAUAAUACCGACGAAGCUAAGCGCCGUACUACUGAGCAGGUAGAAAAUAUGAUAAAAACUCGAGAAGCUAUGCCGUGUCCAAAUUGCGGGAUCAUUUUGACCAAAAUCGAGGGCUGUGAUGGUAUGAAUUGUACAGUUUGUAAAACAGCUAUUUGUUGGGCUACUCGCGGACCUCGUUGGGGACCUGGAGGUAAAGGAGACAAAUCGGGUGGCUGCAAAUGCGAACCAUAUGCGAAAUGUCACCCAAACUGCCGCAACUGCCAUUAA
This is a messenger RNA of Cotesia congregata, 1272 nucleotides long. Lineage: Eukaryota; Metazoa; Arthropoda; Insecta; Hymenoptera; Braconidae. The record is from the annotation of a GenBank genome assembly.